This is a messenger RNA of Marchantia polymorpha subsp. ruderalis, 1899 nucleotides long. The record is from the annotation of a GenBank genome assembly. NCBI's taxonomy places the organism in Eukaryota, Viridiplantae, Streptophyta, Marchantiopsida, Marchantiales, Marchantiaceae.
CUGAAUCCUGAGACUGAACUCGACACACAUGACGCUCCUUGGUGGAGGUCUUCUGUAACUUCUGGAGCCUACUACAAGGUUCAAGGUCCAUAGCGGCGGAGGUGAAGCAAAGGGAGGUGGUGUUGUUCCUCCAGGCAUUUAAAGAACAGCCUUGAGAAGGCCAACCAUGUCAGAGGAGACCAUGCCUGCCUCCAAGAAUCGGGCAGCCAUGGAUAUAACUCAUCUCGGUCUGCCGAAUCGUCACGUCGACGUCGAUGGGCUUCUUACAGCAAGAAACUCCGUGGACUUCACGACAGUGUUCGUUGACCCCAAAUCACAAAGGGCCGGCGGGCUUGAUGCCCAUGAUCGUACUCCCAGAACUGGAACAAUGUGGACAGCGACAGCUCAUGUCAUCACAGCCGUCAUCGGCUCGGGGGUUUUGUCAUUGGCAUGGGCAAUUUCUCAAAUGGGGUGGAUUGCAGGUCCCUUGGUGCUGCUAGCAUUUGGUGGAAUCACCUACUAUACAUCAGUCAUGCUUGCCGAUAGCUAUCGCUUCCCUCAUCCUGAGACAGGAAAGAGGAACCCAACGUACAUGGCUGCAGUCAAGGCAAGCUUAGGAUCUAGAGAGGUCAAAGCUUGUGGAAUUCUGCAGUACAUGUCGCUGUUUGGAACUUGUGUCGGGUACACUAUAACGACAUCACACAGCCUCGAAGCAAUUUUUCGGGCAGGAUGCUAUCACGCCGAAGGACAUGAUGCAGAAUGCAAAACAUCACUCAGCUAUUACAUGUUGGGUUUUGGUGCCACAGAACUAAUUUUCUCUCAAAUACCCAACUUUGAUAAGAUGUCCUGGUUAUCGAUAGUUGCAGCAGUGAUGUCCAUAAGCUACUCCGGAAUCGGACUCGGACUCGGGAUUGCCAAAGCUGCUGAGCAUGGGCCUCGUGGGACACUCGGUGGAUUGGACAUAGGCCGAGGACCAGGGGAAGUGGCAUUGAUCGAAAAGCUUCUGUCUGUCGCAAAUGCUUUGGGAAACAUGGCCUUUGCCUACUCUUUCUCUACAAUCUUAAUAACGAUACAAGACACGCUAAAAAGUUCUCCUCCUGAGAACAAGAUCAUGAAGAAAGCAACUCUGAUCGGUAUCACAACGACAACAUUGUUUUACAUUUCUGUUGGAUGCGCUGGAUAUGCUGCUUUCGGGAACGAGGCGCCUGGAGACCUGCUCACGGAUUUCGGAUUCUACGAACCGUGGUGGCUAGUCGACUUUGCAAAUGCUUGUCUUGUCGUGCAUCUUAUCGGGGCGUACCAAGUUUUUGCGCAGCCAGUCUUCGCAUUCGUCGAGGGCUGGAUCACCAAGAGACGACCGGAUAGUCAUUUUAUUCAUAAGAAUUUUGACCUCGUUCUGCCAUGGGGAUCUACGUACCAUUUGAAUCUGUUUCGACUCACGUGGAGGUCGGGCUAUGUGGCCGUGACCACGCUGUUGGCCAUAUUGUUGCCGUUUUUCAACGCAAUUAUGGGACUUCUGGGCGCGAUAGGAUUUUGGCCUCUCACUAUCUACUUUCCGAUUCAGAUGUACAAGAAGCAAGCUGCCAUCAAUUUCGGUUCCAAGAAAUGGUACAUGCUUAAUGCAGUAAGUGCCAUCUGCUUACUGGUGACUUUGGCUGCCGCGGUAGCUUCGAUUCAAAGCAUAAUCCAGAAGAGCAAGGAAUAUAAACCCUUCUCCUCCUGACGAGAAAUUAGGGAAGAAGCGAUGAUUUAGGAGUUACGUGCUAGCAAAUACCUUAAUCGAUUCAGAGCUUUUAAACGUCGUCUACGUUGGAUACCAUGACAAGUUUACGAGUGCAAUACAUUUUCUCUUAUCGUGUGGCUGCAAGGUUGAAAGUCUUUUUGCAGGCCCAGGCUGCUUCUUAAAUAUACAGAAAAAAU